AUGACCGGAGAGAAGCUGCGCUCGCUGCGCAAGGACCACAAGCCCAACAAGGAGGACGGGGACCUGCUGGGGCCCAGCGAGGAGGAAGCGGCGGCAACGCCUGGCGGAGGCGCCUUCACUAGCGCCCGGGCGGGAAGCGGCAAGGGCAGCCGCGGCUCGACCCACCGCAUCUUCACCAACCAUCACCGGCUGCCGCUGAAAGGAGGGCCCGGGGGCUCUUCCCUCGCCGCCUCCACCCUCGACCCCGUCAAGCCCCUCCCGAGCCCGCAGUUCCCCGUGCAUGAGUGCGUCUUCAAGGGGGAUGUGAGGAGGUUGUCGGCGCUGAUCCGCACGCAGGGCAUCGGCCACAAGGAUAAUCACGGGAAUACUCCUUUACAUCUUGCUGUGAUGCUGGGUAAUAAAGAAUGUGCUCACUUGCUUUUGGCCCACAAUGCUCCCGUCAAAGUGAAAAAUGCUCAGGGAUGGAGUCCUCUUGCAGAAGCCAUCAGCUAUGGAGAUAGGCAAAUGAUUACAGCACUCUUAAGGAAACUGAAGCAACAGUCUAGGGAAAGUGUUGAAGAAAAGCGACCUCGAUUAUUAAAAGCCCUGAAAGAGCUAGGUGACUUUUAUCUUGAACUUCACUGGGAUUUUCAAAGUUGGGUGCCUUUACUUUCCCGAAUCUUGCCUUCUGAUGCAUGUAAAAUAUACAAACAAGGUAUAAAUAUCAGGCUUGAUACAACCCUCAUAGAUUUUACUGACAUGAAGUGCCAACGGGGGGACUUAAGCUUCAUUUUCAAUGGUGAUGCUGCACCCUCUGAAUCCUUUGUAGUUUUAGACAACGAACAAAAGGUUUACCAGCGAAUACAUCACGAGGAAUCAGAGAUGGAAACUGAGGAAGAAGUUGAUAUUUUGAUGAGUAGUGAUAUUUAUUCAGCAACAUUAUCAACCAAAUCAAUCACCUUCACACGUGCCCAAACAGGAUGGCUUUUCCGAGAAGAUAAAACAGAAAGGGUGGGAAACUUUUUGGCAGACUUCUACCUGGUUAAUGGGCUUGUUUUAGAAUCAAGAAAAAGACGGGAACAUCUCAGUGAGGAGGAUAUCCUUCGGAAUAAGGCUAUCAUGGAAAGCUUGAGCAAAGGUGGAAAUUUGAUGGAACAAAACUUUGAGCCUGUCAGGAGACAAUCUCUUACCCCACCACCCCCUAAUACAAUUUCAUGGGAGGAAUACAUAUCUGCAGAAAAUGGGAAAGCACCUCAUUUGGGUAGAGAACUUGUCUGCAAAGAAAGUAAGAAAACUUUUAAAGCUACGAUAGCCAUGAGCCAAGAAUUUCCUCUAGGAAUUGAAUCGUUGUUGAAUGUUUUAGAAGUAAUUGCACCCUUCAAGCACUUUAACAAACUGCGGGAAUUUGUGCAGAUGAAACUUCCGCCAGGCUUCCCAGUAAAGUUAGAUAUUCCUGUGUUUCCAACAAUCACAGCCACUGUGACUUUUCAGGAGUUUCGCUAUGAUGAAUUCGAUGAAUCAAUUUUCACAAUUCCCGAUGACUACAAAGAGGACCCCAGCCGCUUUCCUGAUCUCUAAACUUAACUGGACAGUUAGCAGCGAAUAAAAGAAUACCAGCAUGCCUCAGACAACAAGAAAACCGAAGGACGUGGAUAGCUUAAGACCGAUGUCUGAAAGUUGGGAAAAUUGAAAAGAUAAAACUUAUUUAAAUGAAUUCAGAAAGGGA
Messenger RNA from Protobothrops mucrosquamatus (brown spotted pit viper), 1705 nucleotides. It is a transcript of the gene ANKRD13C, whose product is annotated as ankyrin repeat domain 13C. Gene Ontology annotation, cellular component: cytoplasm. The transcript is spliced from 13 exons. NCBI's taxonomy places the organism in Eukaryota, Metazoa, Chordata, Lepidosauria, Squamata, Viperidae. Bases 1 to 1557 code for a protein of 518 amino acids. Gene Ontology annotation, molecular function: protein binding. The record is from RefSeq and is a predicted model, not a curated record.